AUGGUCGGGAUGUACCAGAAGCAGCUCCUCGACGCCCCCUUCGCCCUAAACGGCCACUGCGCCGACCAGCCACGCCACGCGCCGGCCGCCGCCGCCGCCGCCGCUUCCCCCUCGCCGUAUCCGCCCAACCCCUCCUCCUCCUCGGGCGCUGCCCCCUCGCCGCACGCGCAGGCGGAUGGCGCCGGCCAGCCGCGUCGGCUGUUCCACGCGCUCGUCGGGGGGAUCCUGCAGCGCGGGGCCGGAGGCGGCAACGGCGCGGCUGGGGAUCUGGGGGCGCUGGUGUCGUGGGCGCGGGAGGUCGCCGUGGAUCCCUGCGCGAAGCGGCCGGCGGACAGGCCGAGGAAGCGGCAGGUGCUGGCCUUGCGGCGCGCGCGCUACCUCAAGAUGGAGGACGUGGCGGACCAGGCCGAACUCCCCAGCUUCUCCAAGAAAAGGAAGUACAGAACUAAGGACCAGUCAGAAAGACCAAGGAAAGGGCCAACCCCAACAAGGAAAUCCGAGAGGCUAGCUAGGAGAAUGGUACUCAUGACAUCAGUGCUUCUCACGCAAAGGAAAAAGAUUGGAGUAGGUGAGCAGUUUCAGGCUGAGAUACCUGACUGGACUGGGCCACCUUCAGACGCAGAGCUUUCUUGGUACAGGAAUGACCCGAACACCUCAAAGAUGCUAGGAAGCAGAACUUGGCCACCUGAAGGUUAUGUCUUACAGACAAAUAUUGUGGUAGCUGGACAGGGAAGGCCUGAAUCAUGUAAUUGCCCAUAUCCAGGAAACUUCUAUUGCAGAUUACAUCACAUCAACACCGCCAGGGAUCGGCUAAGGUCUGAAAUUGGUCAAGUUUUCACGGAAUGGAAAUUUGAUUUGAUGGGUGAGCAGGUUUCUAAGAUGUGGAGUAUUGAGGAGCAACUGAAGUUUGCUGCAGUUGAGCAGUUGGUUCCUGUGUUUGAAAAUAAGAGUUUUUGGGCGAUAGCGGCAAAACAUUUUGCCUCGAAGACCAGGGUGGACUUGGUGCGGUACUACCUCAAUGUUUUCCUCAUGAGAAGAGUUUCAAACCAGUGCAGGCUGAGUCUGUUGGAGAUUGAUAGUGAUGAGGAUGAAGCAGAGGAAGAGGAGGAUGAAGAUCAAUCUGAUGGCUCCAAUUCGUCCCAGAGGCCCCAGGAUGUCCAAGAGGUGAAGAAGAUUUUCUGA
Triticum turgidum subsp. durum (durum wheat) is the source of this 1182-nucleotide messenger RNA. Lineage: Eukaryota; Viridiplantae; Streptophyta; Magnoliopsida; Poales; Poaceae. The record is from the annotation of a GenBank genome assembly.